CAGCACACUUCCAACGGGUUUCCUUUGUAACAAGUUACCUCCGACGCGAGAAAAUGAAAUACUCCGAGCCUGUUUCUAGGAUUACUGGCCUUGGCCUUGCGAGUAGCAUAUGUAGGACCCCCUGCUCUUCUAGUGUUCUAUGGAGUACCACUAUAGUGGAGACGAACAACCCUCGCUCGCUUCAAGCGCCCCAAGGAAUUUAA
This is a messenger RNA of Botrytis fragariae, 203 nucleotides long. RefSeq lists its product as uncharacterized. The transcript is spliced from 2 exons. The record is from RefSeq and is a predicted model, not a curated record. The coding region runs from base 54 to 203 and encodes 49 amino acids. NCBI's taxonomy places the organism in Eukaryota, Fungi, Ascomycota, Leotiomycetes, Helotiales, Sclerotiniaceae.